Oryza brachyantha (malo sina) is the source of this 3386-nucleotide messenger RNA. RefSeq names its product probable LRR receptor-like serine/threonine-protein kinase At3g47570. Gene Ontology annotation, biological process: protein phosphorylation; hormone-mediated signaling pathway. The coding region runs from base 1 to 3213 and encodes 1070 amino acids. Gene Ontology annotation, molecular function: protein kinase activity; protein binding; ATP binding. Gene Ontology annotation, cellular component: plasma membrane. Lineage: Eukaryota; Viridiplantae; Streptophyta; Magnoliopsida; Poales; Poaceae. The transcript has 2 exons. The record is from RefSeq and is a predicted model, not a curated record.
AUGGCGCUCUUCUUCCACCACCUCGCAGGGCUAGUGCCCACGCUGCUGCUGCUGCUGCUGCUCGCGAACGCGCGGGGGGCUAACGCCGACGACCUCUCGGCGCUGCUCGCGUUCAGGGCGCGGGUGUCCGACCCGCGCGGCGUGCUCCGCGGCAACUGGACGGCCGCCACGCCCUACUGCGGCUGGGCCGGCGUCACCUGCGGCCACGGCCGCCGCCACCGGCUGCGAGUGACGGCGCUGGAGCUCCCCGGCGUGCCGCUCGCCGGCUCCCUGGCACCGGAGCUCGGCGGCCUCACCUUCCUCUCCGUCCUCAACCUCAGCGACGCCCAGCUCUCGGGCCCCAUCCCGGACGGCAUCGGCAAGAACCUGCCACGCCUCCUCUCUCUCGAUCUCUCCAGCAACCACCUCUCAGGUACAAUCCCCUCGGCUCUCGGCAACCUCACCGUGCUCGAGAUCCUCGACCUUGACUCGAACAACCUCACCGGCCAGAUCCCCCCCGAGCUGCACAAUCUGAAGAACAUCGUGUAUCUUUCACUGUGUAGCAACGAGUUGAGUGGGCAGAUACCACAUGGCCUGUUCAAUGGCACAUCUCAGCUACUUUACCUGAACCUUGCACACAACAAGCUGACAGGGAGCAUUCCUGGAGCUAUCGGUUUCUUGCCAAAAGUUGAGAUACUUGCACUGUCAUGGAACCAGCUCUCGGGGCCAAUACCCACGUCUCUGUUUAACAUGUCCAGUUUGGAAGUGAUGCACCUGGCCAUGAACAACCUCUCCGGGCUUCUUCCGGACAACGAAAGCUUCGACCUGCCCAUGCUGCAAACUGUUAAUCUCCACAAAAACCAGCUCGCUGGCACAGUGCCCCAAGGGUUUGGUGCAUGCAAGAACCUGCAAAUUUUCAUUCUAGCUUACAAUGGUUUCACCGGUGGCAUACCACCGUGGUUGGCUUCUAUGACUGAGUUGAUGGAACUCUCCUUGGGUAGCACUCACCUUUCUGGGGAAAUCCCUGCUGGCUUGGGCAACCUUACAGGUCUCACACAUCUGGAUUUCACCACGAGUAAUCUGCAUGGGAAGAUACCACCGGAGCUGGGGCAACUGACACGGCUCCAGUGGCUGAACCUUGAAAAGAACAACCUGACUGGUACUAUCCCAACCUCUUUCAGAAACUUGUCUAUGAUCUCUAUGCUUGACAUAUCCUUCAAUUCAUUAACUGGACAUGUGCCAAGGUCAAUAUUUGGUCAAGCACUUACUGAACUGUACAUAGAUGAGAAUAAGCUCACUGGGGAUGUUGAUUUCAUGGCUGACCUGUCAGGUUGCAAGAACCUCAAAAAUCUUGUGAUGAACACAAACUACUUCACCGGUAGCAUCCCAGGUUCUGUAGGCAACCUUUCCUCCCUAAAGAUCUUUCGAGCAUUCGAGAACCAAAUUACUGGAAACAUCCCUAAUAUGCUUCUGAGGAAUCAGAGUAACAUGUUGUUCAUGGAUCUUCGCAACAACCGAUUUACCGGGGAAAUUCCAUUAUCAAUUACGGAGAUGAAAAACCUCGAAAUGAUUGACUUUUCUUCUAAUGAGUUGGUUGGGACCAUUCCUGCAAAUAUUGGCAAAUCAAAUAUUUUUGCCCUAGGCCUUGCCUACAACAAGCUCCAUGGCCCCAUACCUGAUAGCAUUAGUAAUCUAAGCCGACUCCAAAUCUUAGAACUAUCAAAUAACCAGCUCACUUCAGAAAUACCCAUGGGGCUUUGGGGCCUUCAAAAUAUUGUGGGUCUUGAUCUGGCUGGAAAUGCUUUGACUGGCUCUUUACCAGAAGUUGGAAAUGUGGAAGCAAUAACAUUUAUGAACCUUUCUUCCAACCAAUUUUCUGGUAAUUUACCAACCUCACUUGGACUGCUUAGCACAUUGACCUACUUAGACCUUUCAUACAACUCCUUCUCUGGAACCAUUCCAAAGUCCUUUGCCAAACUUAGUUCUGUCACUACCCUAAACCUCUCUUUCAAUAGAUUGGAUGGGCAAAUCCCAAAGGGUGGUGUGUUCUCAAACAUUACCCUCCAAUCCUUGAGAGGGAACACAGCACUCUGCGGUCUUCCACGCCUUGGUUUCCCCCAUUGCGAAGAUGACCUUCGCCGUCGGGGCAAAAGAUCAAGGCUUCUAAAAAUAGUUCUAAUUCCAAGCAUACUGGCUUCUGGAAUAAUUGCAAUCUGCUUGCUGUUUUCGAUUAAGCUUUGCACUGGAAAGAAACUGAAAGACCUGCCAACUAACAACGAUAACAAUAAGCAUAUCUCCUACUAUGAGCUGGUUCGUGCCACAAACAACUUCAGUAGUGAUCACCUAAUAGGAGCUGGAAGCUUUGGCAAAGUCUUCAGGGGCAAUCUAGAUAAUGAGCAGAUAGUCGCGGUAAAGGUCCUCAACAUGGAUAUGGAACGAGCAACCAUGAGUUUCGACGUCGAGUGCCGGGCGCUGCGCAUGGCUCGGCACCGGAACUUGGUGAGGAUACUCAGCACCUGCUCGAAUCUGGACUUCAAGGCGCUGGUGCUCCAGUACAUGCCCAACGGGAGCCUGGAUGAAUGGUUGCUGUACAGCGACAGGCAUUGCCUUGGGUUGGUGCAGAGGGUGAACAUCAUGCUGGAUGUGGCGCUUGCCAUGGCUUACCUGCACCAUGAGCACUUCGAGGUAGUCCUCCACUGUGAUCUGAAGCCUAGCAACGUGUUGCUUGACGCAGACAUGACGGCUUGCGUGGCCGACUUUGGGAUUGCGAGGUUAUUGCUAGGAGAUGAUACCUCCAUAUUUUCCAGGAGCAUGCCAGGAACAAUCGGAUAUAUGGCACCAGAGUACGGCUCAACUGGAAAAGCGUCGCGGAAGAGCGACGUGUUCAGCUACGGUAUCAUGCUCCUCGAGGUCCUCACGGGGAAGAAGCCGACCGACGCCAUGUUCGCCGGAGAGCUGAGCUUGAGGGAGUGGGUCAACCGAGCGCUCCCGUCGAGGCUCGCCGACGUCGUAGAUCCUGCCAUUUCUCUGCAUGACGAGACGAUGAGCAGCAGCAGUGGUGGUCUCCAAGAUGACAGUUGGACGAAUGGACAUGAACCAGCCGGUGACAGGAGCUGCAUAGCGCAGCUACUGGAUUUGGGGCUGCAGUGCACGAGAGACCUGCCUGAGGACAGGAUGACGAUGAAGGAUGUGGCUGCAAAGCUGCAUCGGAUCAAGGAGGUGCUACAGGCAUGAGAUUUGUUUCUGUCCAACAAAAAUAUCUCAAAAUACUUGUAUCUUAUGGUAUUAAAUUGUUUCUGAUUGUUGGAUCUAACAAUGAGCAGGAGCUCAUACUGUUCAGCUAGAUCCAAUAGUAAAAAACGAUUUAGUAUUGUGAAAUAUCGGUACUUCGAAAUACUUUUUAUUGA